AUGCUAUCAAAUAAUUUGAGUAAUGAUGAAUCUUGUCAAAUUUGUGGAGACUUAGCAUCGGGUUGGCAUUGCGGAGCAAUAACAUGUGAAGCAUGCAAAAAAUUUUUUCUACGUUCAAUUUCAACAUGUGAUGGAAAGAAAAAAUAUAAAUGUCAAAGAAAUUCAACUUGUUCCAUAACAAAACGUUCUCGAACUCAAUGUCAAUAUUGUAGACUUCAAAAAUGUAUUUCUGUUGGAAUGAAGGCUCAUGUUCAAGAAUCGAUUGGAUCAAAGGCAGAAGAUUUAUAUAAAAAACUACCAUGUCUUAUUUGUAAUGCAUCAGCAUCAGGUAUUCAUUUUGGUGUUGUUACAUGUGAAGCUUGUAAAGGAUUUUUUCGUCGAUCAAUAAAAGAAAAUGCUCCUGAACGAUAUUAUUGUGUUGAAAAUAAUAAUUGUGAAAUCAUUUCAACAUCAAAAAUAACUUGUAGAGCAUGUAGAUUUCGAAAAUGUAUUGAAGCUGGAAUGUCAAUGAAUGGUCAGUCAUAUAAAUCUUCUCGUAUUGGUCGACAAUCAAAUCUUUUUAAAGAAAGUAUUCGACAACUACAAAAUGAUUCCACAUCGAUGGCAACUGUAAUAGAUUCAGCUCAUAUUGGAUCGAUGGCUAAAAGACGAACAACUAAAAAUAAAAGUGGAAAAAUAUUUGCAACUACCAAUGAAAUUGAUAUUCAACUAUCACUAACAAUAAAAGAUUUUAUUGAAAAAGUUUAUAAUGCUUAUCUUAUAUAUUUAAAGGAUUUGCCUCGAUGCAUUCCACGUGAAACAGUUUGGUCGACAAUGGCAUCGCAAAUGAUUAUUUAUGCUCAAGCUAUGAUGAAUUUUUGUCACAGUUUCAUCAAUAUGUCAAACAAAUACGAUAUUAUUUCAUCAUCAAUUAAUUCCGUUAUUAUGGUUACAUUACUACCGGGAAAAGCAUCGAUGAAAUAUUCAUAUGAAAAUAUUCAAUCAACAUGGAAUUAUUGGCAAGCUGAAUCAACAGUAUCAAUCGAAUUAAAUGCCCUUGUUCCACAGUUAACACAGGCCGAAGAUUUAUUUCGAUCAUUUGAAUCAAAAUUAAGAGAUCUUCAUUUAGAUGAAAAAGAAUUUUCUCUUCUUCUGUUGAUGAUUAUUACUCGAAGUAAGUUUAAUUCUGUUAAUGAAAAUAAUAGAUCAUGGUCUAAAUGUCAAUGCGAAUGUAUCGAAAUAUUUUCUGAAUAUUAUCAAGCUCGUCGAUCGAAUAUCAAUCGAGAACUACCCAUUGAAUUUUAUGAUAUUAUAUUUUUGGUGUCUCAACUUCGUUCAUUAAAUUGUCGUAUAACUCAAUGUUUUACAAAUCUUCCAUGGUUAUAUGUACCAAAUUUACCUUCAUUUUUUUAUUCAAUUUUUUUACCAAGUAUUACAAAUAUGACAUCGAUAUUAAAUAGUAAUUAUGAUCCACGGUCUUCGUCACCUGUGAAUUCAUCAUUGCAUAGUACGAAUGGUUGUGAUACUGAGUUAUUUAGCGAUUCUUUAAAUAGUAAUUCAAUUGAUGUUAAUAUGUGUUAUGACUUAUGUUGGAAACAUUAG
This is a messenger RNA of Rotaria sp. Silwood2, 1581 nucleotides long. The record is from the annotation of a GenBank genome assembly. NCBI's taxonomy places the organism in Eukaryota, Metazoa, Rotifera, Eurotatoria, Philodinida, Philodinidae.